AUGGCGGGGAUCUUGGCCACCGCUUUUAUUCUUGCAAGUUACUACUAUAGCCGCCGCAGAGAGAACCCCAACGAUGAUGAAGGCGAAACUUGGUGGCAUCAAUACUACGUCUCAACAAGCACCACAACCAGAAUUGGCGGCGACUUAGAUGAGGAUGCGUUAAAGUGGAUGGCAGUGUGGAAGUACAAGAGUGGCAAAAGCAGAGCCGAUAGCUGUUGUGUUUGUUUGAAUGAAUUUGAAGAGGGAGACAGUGUUAGGGCUUUGCCGAACUGCACCCAUGCUUUUCAUCCUCUUUGCAUUCAGACAUGGCUCAAAUCUCACUCCACCUGCCCUCUUUGUCGUCGUGCCACUGCCCCCGUAGCUCCCCCAUACGCGGUGGUGGAGGACCUCCCUCUCCCUGCAGGAACUGACACUACUACCGAAGAAGAAGAAGAAGAAAGGAUACAUAAUAACGGUAAUGUUGAUAACAACAGUCUGCACAGAAUAAUUGAUAUAAUAAGAGAUGAUCAACUUCAGGUAGGGGGUCAUGAUGAUGAUCAGUCCAUUAAUAAAACUAUCAAGAAGUCAGUUUCUAUGGACCCCCACUCAUUCUCGUCGUCGUCUUCGUCAUCAAAGAGCAGAUACAGAUCUGGUGGAGAUCAAAGAAGCAGUAAGUCCUGCAGCUAUAAGAGAAAACAUGUAUUGCAUUCUGUAUUCAGGAGCCCAAUUGCUAUGAAAAGGUCAUUUUCCGGUAGUGCAAGAUUCUCCCUUAUUACCACAGCUAGUCACACAGCAAGGCACUAA
Arachis stenosperma is the source of this 783-nucleotide messenger RNA. RefSeq names its product RING-H2 finger protein ATL63-like. The coding region runs from base 1 to 783 and encodes 260 amino acids. The record is from RefSeq and is a predicted model, not a curated record. Lineage: Eukaryota; Viridiplantae; Streptophyta; Magnoliopsida; Fabales; Fabaceae. Gene Ontology annotation, biological process: protein ubiquitination. The transcript has a single exon.